GGGCAGCAGCGGAGUUGGGUGUGCGUGUCCCUCGCUCGCCGGCCGGCAUCGCCGAGCUCUGAGCGCUUCUCGGAGCCAGCGGGCAGCGGGGCAGCGCCAUGGGGGCCGGAGGAGGGCUGGGGCUGGCGGCCGUGCUGGCGGCAGCGGUGCUGUGCGGGCCCGGGGCGCUCUGCGGGCGCGUCCUCAGCGGCCAGAAGGUGUGCUAUGGUGCCCUCAAGCACUCCUGUUACAAGUUAGCCUAUUUCCAGGACCUCUCCAGACGCGUGGGCUUCCAGGAGGCUCGCCAGGCUUGUGAGAUCGAUGGUGGGGCUCUGCUGAGCUUGGAGAGUGAAGCUGAGCAGCAGCUAAUAGAAAACAUGCUGCAAAACCUCACCAAAUCAGGCUCUGGGGUUUCUGAUGGGGAUUUCUGGAUUGGGCUGUGGAGAAGUGGCGAUGGACUGGCCACGUCGAGUGUUUGCCCUGACCUCUACCAGUGGGCUGAUGGAAGCACAUCUCCAUUCAGAAACUGGUACACAGAUGAGCCUUCCUGUGGAAGUGAAGCCUGUGUGGUGAUGUAUCAUCAGCCGACUGCAAACCCUGGUCUGGGAGGGCCAUACCUUUAUCAAUGGAACGAUGAUAGAUGCAACAUGAAGCACAAUUUUAUCUGCAAAUAUGCCCCAGAUAAUGUCUUAGAAAAAGAAUUAGGAGACAGAGCAGAGCCAGAAUACGAUAUUUUUCCAACAGUGCCAGCAGGAAAUCCUUAUGACACAAGCAAACCAGAAGAUCAGUAUCAUAUUAUUGCUACUGAAACAGGUAUAAUUCCGAAUUUAAUUUAUGUUGUAAUACCCACUAUACCACUACUGCUGUUGAUACUGGUGGCUUUUGGGACUUGCUGUUUCCAGAUGCUUCAUAAAAGUAAAGGAAGAACAAAAACCAGUCCAAACCAGUCCACACUAUGGAUUUCAAAGACGCCUAGGAAGGACAGUAGCAUGGAGGUAUAAUGAUUUACUGACUGAAAACAAGGCAAAAAUAACAUUUUGCAAUGAGGCUGUAUUAUAAUGUCGUCAAAGAACAUUAGCUUGGAAUGGCUUGAAAAUGCAAAGGAUCUACAAGAAUGAACUGUAAGCUCCCCCUUGAGGCAAAUGUUCAGAUCAUUUUUAUAUAAUGUUUGUUAAUUCAGUAACAAAAUAUGCCAUGCUGAAUAAAGGGUAUGUGUUUAUUUUGCUAAGAGAUGUAAGUUAGCUAGUUGUGAGCAAUGAAACGAACAGAGCAUUUGAAGUUUUUAUGGGGAAAUAUCCACAAUGUAUGUCAGUUUUAAGACUGUUUGUAGUUAAACAAACUUCCUCUGUUUCUUUUAGUCUCUCAUGCCUUGUAUUGUAGUCAAUGUACAGUAAAUGGAACUGACAAUUUUACAGUGUAACAAUUAUUUAUCUUUGCAUAAAAGUUUGAUACAAAACAUUUGUUUAGUAUUUAUUUGCACACUUAACACAGUUUUUGAACCUGGGGAACAAAUAUUAUUUUAUUAAAUAUUAACAUGGUUGCUGAGAGAAACAGCCACCAUGUUGUGACAUCAACCUGAUGUGGCAAAAUUCAAGGAUUCAUCAAAGUCCUUUGCUGUAUAGAAUGAAUUAAUUUUACCAGGGAAUGACUAUAAAUUUUUGUCAUAUUGGCCCAAGGUCAACAUAAAUAACCUGGAAAGUGAUACCUCAUUAAUGCUGGGUCCUUUAAAGGCAGCUAUUACUUGUUACUUGAGUAAAAUAUUUUUCUGAUGGAAAAAAAAAUCACGGUGGGCAAGAGUUUAAGACUAAAAUUGCUGUUUCAGUAAGUCUACAUAAAAAAGAUAUUAAAGGUCAUUUAAAUAUAGCUAAUAGUUUCUUAGGAAUAAUAUAAUGUUGGAACAAAGAGAAGACAAAGGCUUUUUCUUGGAAGUGUCACUCAUAAAUUGAUUCCAACAUUAAUAAGACUAUUAUCUAGAAAUGCAUUAAUUAUAUUAAUUGAUGGAUAGAUUUAGAGGUAACUGUGAUGCAUUUAAAGCUGUCUCUUAGAGUUAUGAUUAACAUCAUUACUGUCCAUUCUCUUUGAUUCCCUAAGAGCUUUCUGUGCCUUAAGAAUGGUUGUUCCAGUCAUUAGGAGCAGUUCAGGGUGGUGGCAGCAGCACUCUGGUCAAUUUUACUGCCAUUGCAGCAAGAGUUCAAGAGGCUGAGUUCAACCUUGCUGGCUUUAACACAGAUUCAUGACUACCACUGGAUGGAUGUUGGGGAAAGGCUGAGCAAAGCAGAACUGGGUUGCCUGCACUGUGCUGGCUGAUGUUGACCACGUCACUUCAGAGACAGAUGUGUCUCAGUUUUUCUGAGUGCAGAAUAAAUAUUUGGAAGUUCAGUGCCAUUAAUAAAAAUUGUGCAAUUAGUUGCUAAAGCACUUUUGGAAGUAUCUUAAAGCUGCUGUUAUGCAGUGGUUUUGCUUCCUUUAAAAAAAAACAAAAACUCCUCCAGUAGCUCGGAUUAAAUAUUGUUAUUCAUACUUAAAAUAUUCACAAGGUUUUCUAGUCAGUAAAAAUUUCUUUCUUUGCUCAAUCCCCAAGUUCAGUUUCCUUUGCAUUGAGAAAAUACUAUGAUCCUACACGAUCACCAAGACCAGAAUUGUUUUACUACUGAUGCAAAUAUUGAUUAAUUCAGCUGAGGGAAGAGAGGUCUCUUUCUUGAGUUGUGGUAAAAAGACCUUUUUAUGGUCUUGAAGGAUUAACACUCUUUAAUUCAAGGAUUAACUAUUUCUUCAUACUUCCAAAGGACAUGUAAAGUUGUCACUAUCAAUAUCAUGGUUAGUGGCAGCAGAAGUAGUUUUGAAGCAGCAAUUAGGAGAAUGAAAAUACCUUCAGGAUUGUCUUUUACAGAGUGAAAGUGAUGGCUGGGCAGGCUUUGGCACAAACUGUCUCAAACUCUGAGUAAAGGCAGAUGGGAAGUGGCAUUCAGUACUUCUGUUGUAAUGUGCUCACAUGUUAUGUAGAAACAAGAAAUAUUGACUGUUGGGACAAAAUAUUUCCAUAUUUGUCACCAUAUCCAUCCUCUGUUUCAAAGCAUCUUGGAACUGACUCAAUUGCAAAUAAUCUGUUCUGCCCAAGUGUUUUAACAUAGCAUUGACUGUUUUCUCCACAGGUUAAUUCUCAGUCAGCUGAGGCCAUGGAUGUUGACCAAAGGCUAGAAUGUGAUUGACUAAGGUUAUGUUAGUUUUGUCUAGACAUAAUUAGUUGAAAUAAAAUGGCUUUUUAAAUUAAAGUAGCUUAUAUGAUAUAUCUUUUUAUGCCAGGGUUUAUAAUAGAAUUUUUUCAGUCUGAUGAGGCGGUUUAUCAAUGUAUAUCUCAAAAUACAUUUAUGCUCUGCAUUUUGGGAAGCAAGAAACUGCACACAAAUAAAAAUAUCUUACUGUAUUCCUGGGAAGCACAUUUUCUAGUGACUGGAUCUGCUCUCAGUUGGCUUUUGUAUUUCAUUAACAGACCAAAACAAAUGUACAAUAGUGAUGCAUGGUAAAUAAUGCAAAAAUCAGGUCAUAUUUUACUUAAGCAUUUUAAUGUAAUUGCUUCAUCCAAAUCAAUUUAUACUGAUAGCAAAAUGCUCUACUUUCCAGAGUAAUAGGAGAAAAAAUGGUUCACAAGACAAAAUUUGCAACUUUAAUAUUUUAAUGUUAAAAAACUGUGUCUUUCAUAUGAGAGUCUGUGUCUAAAACACCUUCUUACCUUCUCUCUGUCAUAAUUACAUUUAUCUGUGUUCUUUGUGAUCACAGAUGUCUUGAUAAAACUACAGAUUUUGGUCUGGACCUAGUUCUCUAAUGCUUAAAAAGACCUGAAAGCUGUUAGGGACUUUUUUUUUUUUAAUCAGAAUUCCAACUUCUGCAAGCAUUUUAUGCCUGCAUUUAGGGUUGCAAGAACCAAAUCCAGGAGCUUACAGCCAUGAUACACCUCUCUGUAUAUGUGUAAAUACACUUAUACAGCAAGUGAGAAUGCAUUUUGUAGUUUGGUACUGUGGAAUGAUAAAUACAAUAAAGUCCUACACCGGUCUGAAAACAGGAAUAAAAAAGUGCAUCCUAUUAUGCUAAGAAUUUAAGGCAUAGAAUUUAAGGCAUUUGAACAAGUAAGUAAUUAUAUUUUAAUAGAAACUUAUUUAUAAAAGAGCUCAAGAAGAUAAACCCCUUAUUUUGGUUUUCAUAUUCUUUCCCCUAUAGAAUGCUGUACUGGGAUGCCCUGCUGGGUUUUUUUUACAAAGCACAAAAUAUGUAUUAAAAAUCACCAGUACAGAAAAAGUAUGUAAUAUAGGAACACUAUUAUUCAUGAGGGAAAGCUGAUACUCAUUGUUGUCAAAUCUUUUUAAACAUCACUUUUUCUGAGAAGACGUUGCUGUAUUUUGAGUCUGUGGUUGGGUGUGGACAAACAUACUUCUCUAUAAUUGUUU
Messenger RNA from Oenanthe melanoleuca, 4421 nucleotides. RefSeq names its product chondrolectin (gene CHODL). Gene Ontology annotation, cellular component: cytoplasm. The transcript has 7 exons. The record is from RefSeq and is a predicted model, not a curated record. The coding region runs from base 99 to 980 and encodes 293 amino acids. NCBI's taxonomy places the organism in Eukaryota, Metazoa, Chordata, Aves, Passeriformes, Muscicapidae. Gene Ontology annotation, biological process: positive regulation of axonogenesis.